GCUUUAUGUACAGCCCAUAGCAUAGUUCUGCAUCAUUAAUCAGAGAGAGAGAGAGACCGAGCACCAGCGAGCUUGCUAGCUCAAGCUACCUCCUGGAAAACGGAAAUGUUCAGUGUGCACAGAGGCUUGCAUAUUUCACUCUGACAUCUCACUACCAUGUUUUCCAACAUGGUAGUGGUUAGAACAGGGAGCUGGAAUUUAUGCAUAUAUCAGUAGCAUCCUUGUUGGAGUGGUUGUCACUUGAAUUCUUUGGAGAUCUCUGGAGAAAACAAAGAAACUGAGACGGUAUAAAUGAAUUAAACCAGUCAGAUUCCCCAUGGCUUCUUGAGAAGACCCUAAUGCUAUGACUAAGGAAUUCCACUACCAUUGGAGAAACAGUAGCUUUGCCUUUGUUUCCCAUUUUUAAGCUUUCAACACAUAGCUGAAAAAGUCUUGGAAAACUGAUCUAUCCAAAUUAAUCAUCUCUGAAGAACUGCGGACUUACUGAGUACUAAAACAAUCCUUUCUUCUACGUGAGGCAAACAUAAAAAAAAACAGCCUGUCAAACACCUGUAAAGAGAUGGCUAUCAUCAUAUGGAAAGUUGAAGAGCUGCUACGUAGCAAUUCAUGGUCCAAAUGGGAGAGUCAACUGUUAUGAUGUCCCAGAAGGUCUUAUAACAGGAAACAAAAGGGGGAAAUUGUAACAGCUUGUUAUCUGUGCUUGCACACUGGACUUCAGUGUAAUUACUAUAAAAAAAUCCAAAGCAAAUAUGCAAAUAGUUCUUUGAAAAGUCCCCAAAUUAUGUGUAGAGGCUCAGAUCAAUGCAGUAAAUGCAGUUAUACUCACUCUCUAUCACCCAUUCAUAAUUAGUCUUUUAGGAAGAGUGGCAGUUAAUUGUGAAUUUAUAUUUAGAUCCACUAUUUGGCAGACAGUUGCUCUGGGAAGAAACAUGCUUGCAAAUUACACAUGUGCUGGGCCAGAAGGAUCUAAGACAGAUUCUCGAUAUUUUAUCUAUGCAGUGACAUACACUGUAAUUCUUGUGCCAGGUCUCAUAGGGAAUACAUUAGCCUUAUGGGUAUUUUACGGCUAUAUGAAAGAAACCAAACGGGCUGUGAUAUUCAUGAUAAACUUAGCCAUUGCUGACUUACUGCAAGUUCUCUCCCUGCCACUAAGGAUCUUUUACUACUUGAAUUAUGACUGGCCAUUUGGGCCUGGCCUCUGCAUGUUCUGUUUCUACCUGAAGUAUGUCAACAUGUAUGCAAGCAUCUACUUCUUGGUCUGCAUAAGUGUGCGACGAUUUUGGUUUCUCAUGUACCCCUUUCGCUUCCAUGACUGCAAACAGAAAUAUGAUCUAUACAUCAGCAUUGCUGGCUGGUUGAUCAUCUGCCUUGCCUGUCUGCUCUUUCCUCUCCUCAGAACCAGUGAUGACACCUCAGGCAACAGAACCAAAUGCUUUGUGGAUCUUCCUACCAGGAAUGUCAAUCUGGCCCACUCUGUUGCCAUGAUUACCAUUGGCGAGUUGAUUGGGUUUGUCACUCCUCUUCUAAUUGUUGUAUAUUGUACCUGGAAGACAGUUUUAUCACUGCAUGAUAAAUAUCCUGUGGCCCAAGACCUUGGGGAGAAAAAAAAAGCCUUGAAGAUGAUUUUAACCUGUGCAGGAGUAUUCCUAAUUUGCUUUGCACCAUAUCACUUCAGCUUUCCUUUAGAUUUCCUGGUCAAGUCCAACAAAAUUCAAAGCUGCCUAGCCAGAAAGGUGAUUCUAAUAUUUCAUUCUGUUGCCCUCUGUCUUGCUAGUCUGAAUUCCUGUCUUGACCCAGUCAUAUACUAUUUCACCACUAAUGAGUUCAGAAGACGACUUUCAAGACAAGAUAGUAUCCAACUCCAUGCAAAAUCCUUUGUAAGCAACCAUACCACUUCUACUCUGACAACUGAAUUAUGCUAAAUUAAAACAAAACCUGAAUGUGGUCUAAAAUGCAAGUAUAUCAGAACAUAUUUAUAAUACCCCAAGCCACUGGAAAGUAAUUACAGGAAGCACUCACUGCUGUUCAUUUAUGCUCUAUCUUACCUAUAUGACGAAUUCACACCUUUGUAACAGAACCUGUUUUUAAAGCAUUGUAUUCCACCAUCACUGUUGUUGAUAUGUCUGUGUAAUAAUUUGUUAUUAAGUCAGUAUUUGAACUGUAAAACUUCGGUGACAUUCUAUAUA
Lontra canadensis (Northern American river otter) is the source of this 2186-nucleotide messenger RNA. RefSeq names its product G protein-coupled receptor 174 (gene GPR174). Gene Ontology annotation, cellular component: membrane. The record is from RefSeq and is a predicted model, not a curated record. Bases 930 to 1922 code for a protein of 330 amino acids. NCBI's taxonomy places the organism in Eukaryota, Metazoa, Chordata, Mammalia, Carnivora, Mustelidae. The transcript is spliced from 4 exons. Gene Ontology annotation, molecular function: G protein-coupled receptor activity. Gene Ontology annotation, biological process: positive regulation of Rho protein signal transduction; phospholipase C-activating G protein-coupled receptor signaling pathway.